AUGGAACGAAAUGAGCAAACUAUGUUAUUUGCGCUAUGCGCAUUGGUCACCGCGUUUAUGUGCGGUCGCAGCGAAUCCAUUAUCGGGUGCGGAGAAUGGGCAUCAGUCGCGCAUCGGUUGAUAGAAAAGAGCAAUUCGGUGCGGUCUGAAUAUAACUUUAUCGGGGACAGCACUGUUUUGACGCUUCUAGCAUCUUUCUUUGUCGGAGUUACGCACUUUGAAUUGCAUAAUGCUCGGCAAAGUUGGUUCUACCUCCGCGAAGCUAUAACCUUGGCGCAGGCACUUGGCUUGCACACGGACGAGUUCUACUGUGGCAUGGAUUAUGUGAGCGCUCUGUACUGCCGUCGAAUUUACAACAUUCUGUUCGUCACGGAGAGAUCUUUCGCGGUAGCAAGACAUAAACCGGUCCUUCUACCUCGCCCGUUGCUUUUUCCUGCUCCCGGGCCGAACGAUCAACUAGAGGGCCUGGAAGAACAGCCAGAAAUUGACGUCGGAUUCCGCCAGCUUGUGCACGUUUAUUCGCAGAUCGAUGUCAACUUUUUGGACUUCUGGAGUGAAAAGGAGACAAUCGGCACAACCCAUUCGACAUGGAACCUUUUUUGCUCAAAGUUGCUUCCGGACUGCGUUGUGAUGUCUGACGCUCAUAAAGCUGAUAUCUUUGUGACCCAGCACUGGCUUGACCUGGUUCUAUGGAGAGCGGCCCUUCGGCAGGGGUUACUUUCUACCAAGGCGGGAUCACGGUCUAGGACGUUUUCUUAUCCACAGGAUGUUGCGUUAUCCUUACUACAGACAUUGACAUCGCUCUCUAAAGAGUCAGUGGCAGUACAUGGACUAGGGAUUUUCGAAAAAAUAUACGACGUAGGCAACACUCUGGCUGACUUCAUGCAUUGCUCAACAAAUUUGACAGGCUGGACAGAGGCAAUGUCACAGAACAUGGACCGACUAGACUCAAUUCAAAAACAGCUCUCUCUAAGUCCAAACUCCCACGAUAAAUUCGCCCUGUCUCUAGGAGGACGAUUGGCUGAGUAUUCUAUUUUCUUUGGUAGCCCUUUUACCAUGUAUAAUUUGGUCAUUAGAGACGAAGAUGUGGAAGACCAACGGGAUGCAUACACCCUGGAAUGA
This is a messenger RNA of Penicillium psychrosexuale, 1122 nucleotides long. Its product is annotated as fungal specific transcription factor domain-containing protein. NCBI's taxonomy places the organism in Eukaryota, Fungi, Ascomycota, Eurotiomycetes, Eurotiales, Aspergillaceae. Bases 1 to 1122 code for a protein of 373 amino acids. The record is from RefSeq and is a predicted model, not a curated record. The transcript is spliced from 2 exons.